AUGACGCAUGCAUCACAUCAGGUUGAUGAAACCGUUGUAAACUCUUUGGAUGCCGAUGCGGAAUUGGAGGAAUGCGAAGGGAAGUACCAGGACUUAUCUUCGCUAGUGAGUGAUUACGAAGGCACGAAUAAUGACAACGAGUUUCAUCGUAUUGUGGCUCGUCUUUGGCAUUUGUAUCUCCGAGUGGAGAGAAUUCCGAUUGGAGCAUCUUCCGAUAGUGAGCAAUCGGAAAAAGAAGGACGACUGCAAGAAGCCCGAAGACAGCAAGAAGAGAAAUGGAAGUUAGAAGAACUGCGACUUCGAGGACCUCAGCAGAGAACAGAAGAAAGACUCCCGCACGAGGAAUUGAGAGGUCAAGAAAGAAGAGGACCUCCAGAGGACGACUACCUUCCCAGAUUUUCACUAACUCGAAACGACACAGGCGCUAGUUCCCGGCCCAGAUAUGUCCCAGUCUACAAGUGGGGGCUAAAGUUUGACAACUCCGGACCAAGUAUCGCUGCAUUUCUUGAGAGAGUAGAAGAACUUCGUCGGGCAAGAGGAGUCACACAUCAAGAGCUAUAUGAGUCUGCGGUUGAUUUAUUUGCCGGAUCAGCGCUUGUCUGGUACCGUGCUGCGUCUAUUCGGAUUCAGUCAUGGCAUCAGUUGACGAGGGAGCUCAAAGAAGUCUUUCAGCCUGCGGAUUAUGACAUAAGACUUCAUCAGGAAAUCUUUAAUCGGCUGCAGGGAGAUAAUGAGCCGAUAGAUCUGUAUAUAGCCGCUAUGGAGGGUUUAUAUGGAAGAUUAGCAGUAGCUGUUCCUGAACCUACUCGCUUAGCACAGAUCUAUAAUAACCUGCACCCUCAGCUGCAAGAUCGAUUGGCACUUUGCAGCAUUCAAACUCUUGAACAGUUGAGAUGCAUGGGACGUAGAGCCGAAGCGGGCCGACUAAGUAUGGUUAGAAUAAGGCCCGCAACUACAAGGGAAAAUACCCUUGAACCGGACCUUGCUUAUCACGAUCAGAACCACCCACGAAAACCUUUAUCCGGACGUGUGGCCAGCGUACAGUCUGCAAAUUCAGACCGCCAGGACCCUGUCUGCUGGAAUUGUGGAGAUAAGGGCCACCGCUUCAGGUUUUGUAGUAAACCAAAACGAAGGUUUUGUUUUGGUUGUGGAAAGGAGGACGCAAGGCAAGGGGUCAGAGAGGAAGUAGGUGGUUCUGGCUCCUUGGAUACUGAGACCAUCCCGGCCAUAAACUAUGUCAUUCAUAGCCAACAAGAAGACCAUAGGCCUUAUUUGAAAGUGAGGGUGUUUGGCCGUGAAGUUACCGCCCUCUUAGACUCGGGAGCUUCCCAAACGUUUUUAGGUGGACAUGGAAUGUGGAUUUUGAAUCAGUUUCCCGCUCGCUUUCAGAGUGCCAGUGGACGUUUUGUAGAAACAGCCGACUCAACACGCCAUGAGGACCAGGGCUUUGUCAAUCUACCCAUAACUUUACAGGGCCGUACUAAAAGUCUAAAGGUUUGCAUUGUACCAUCACUGCAGCAUACCUUAAUCCUAGGCAUCGACUUCUGGGAAAUAAUGCACAUUGUUGCGGAUAUGCGCAAUCGGAAGUGGGACUUUGCAACGAAGAGUGUGGAUUUAUUUUGUGGUCAUGUUGAGGGAAUCACAUCGGAAGACAAUCUAACUCUAGCAGAGAGAAAACGGCUACAAGAUCUUCUCGAGGAGCAUUUCGAGGAUGAGCCAUCAACAUUGGGUAGAACAGACCGUGUGAAGCACGUCAUCGACACUGGGGGUGUGCCACCAAUCAAACAGCGGUACUACAAUGUAUCCCCUGCUCGUCAAAAACUUAUCAAUGAGGAGCUAGACCGCAUGUUGCAGUUAGGGGUUGUAGAGCCUUCACAAAGCGCCUGGUCCUCGCCAAUUAUGUUACUGGAUAAACCUGAUGGCAGUAAAAGGUUUGUUGUGGACUUCAGGGCGGUGAAUGCAGUGAGCCGAAAAGACGCCUACCCUCUACCACAGGUGACCGCUAUCCUGGAUAGACUGAGGGACGCUCGAUUCUUAUCUAGCCUGGACAUUAAGAGCGCCUAUUGGCAAAUUGAACUAGACGAGGCAAGUAAGGAGAAGACCGCGUUUGCAAUACCGGGUCGUGGCUUAUACCAGUUCAUCACGAUGCCUUUUGGUCUGUGUGGAGCUCCCGCAACAUGGCAGCGCUUCGUGGACACAGUCUUGGGACCAGAGCUGGAGCCGAAUGUCUUCGUCUAUCUAGACGACAUUAUAGUUGUGACAUCUACAUUUGAGUCCCAUCUUAAAACCUUGAAAGAGAUAUUUAUAAGAGUUCGUGAAGCAAAGCUCACCCUCAAUAGAGAAAAGUGCAAGUUUUGCAGGAGAGAACUGAAGUACCUGGACUAUAUUGUCAGUGGGGAGGGUUUGCGAGUCGACCCUGAAAAAGUAAAGGCGAUUGUGGAUAUCCCAAUCCUCCGGAACCAAAAGGAGGUUCGUCAAUUUACUGGAAUGGCCUCGUGGUACAGACGCUUCAUUCCCAACUUCGCGUCACGUAUGACUCCUUUGACUUCCUUACUGAAACGGAGAAAUCAGUUCAAAUGGACUCCAGAAGCCGAGAUGGCCUUCCAGGACGUAAAAUCCUGCCUGAUUAGCGCUCCAAUAUUAUCCUGUCCAGACUUUUCGAAGCCUUUCACAAUCUCCUGUGACGCCUCAGGCGUGGGGAUCGGCGCUGUUCUUAGCCAAGACAGUGAGCAAGGAGAAAGUGUUGUUGCCUAUGCCAGCCGCACAUUAACUCGGCAAGAGCAGAACUUCUCGGCCACUGAAAGGGAGUGCCUUGCGGUGAUCUUUGCUGUGGAGAAAUUCCGGCCUUACGUGGAAGGAACCAGGUUCACGGUCGUGACAGACCACUAUAGUUUGCUUUGGCUAAGUAACUUGAAGGACCCGACAGGACGUCUGGCUCGUUGGGCUCUGCGAUUGCAGCCCUAUGAUUUUCACCUAGUACACCGUAAGGGGCAAGAGAACGUUUGUGCCAGAUCUUCUCUCUCGGACCACUCCACCGAUAUCGACUGA
This is a messenger RNA of Homalodisca vitripennis (glassy-winged sharpshooter), 3048 nucleotides long. RefSeq lists its product as uncharacterized. Gene Ontology annotation, molecular function: zinc ion binding; nucleic acid binding. The coding region runs from base 1 to 3048 and encodes 1015 amino acids. Lineage: Eukaryota; Metazoa; Arthropoda; Insecta; Hemiptera; Cicadellidae. The record is from RefSeq and is a predicted model, not a curated record. The transcript has 4 exons.